Sarcophilus harrisii (Tasmanian devil) is the source of this 4070-nucleotide messenger RNA. It is a transcript of the gene PRP4K, whose product is annotated as pre-mRNA processing factor 4B. The record is from RefSeq and is a predicted model, not a curated record. Gene Ontology annotation, molecular function: ATP binding; protein serine/threonine kinase activity. The transcript has 16 exons. Bases 151 to 3267 code for a protein of 1038 amino acids. NCBI's taxonomy places the organism in Eukaryota, Metazoa, Chordata, Mammalia, Dasyuromorphia, Dasyuridae. Gene Ontology annotation, biological process: mRNA cis splicing, via spliceosome; peptidyl-serine phosphorylation; peptidyl-threonine phosphorylation.
GUGAAGGAUAAAGGAGCGUAUCACCGCGCCCCUGAGCCUGCCGGAAGUGCGUGUGGACGUCCUUACGCUCCACCCUCCGGAUGAAGGGUUUCAUAUCCGGAUUGUUAUUGAGGACUCAUUCCUCCUUUCGUUCUUCUCCGGGUGGGGCGCAUGCGCGACGAUUCCUUUCCAACUACCACCUUCCCCUGUCCCGGCAGCCGCAGCCGCUGCCGCCAAGGAGUCGGGAAGUUCAAAAUGGCCGCCGUGGAGUCUCAGCCGCCGCGGGAAGCGCCUGAGAUGGAAGAUGCAGAUAAUUCUGAAAAAAGCAUAAAUGAAGAAAAUGGAGAAGUAUCAGAGGAGGACCAAUCUCAAAAUAAGCACAGUCGACACAAAAAAAAGAAGCACAAACAUAGAAACAAACACAAGAAACAUAAACAUUCUUCAGAAGAUGACAAGGACAAAAAACAUAAACAUAAGCAUAAACAUAAGAAACAUAAACGAAAAGAGGUUAUUGAUGCCUCUGACAAAGAAGGUGCAUCUCCAGCAAAAAGAACUAAAAUUGAUGACUUAGCUUUGCUGGAAGAUUUGGAGAAACAGAGAGCUUUGAUUAAAGCUGAACUUGAUAAUGAGUUGAUGGAAGGAAAAGUUCAGUCUGGGAUGGGGCUAAUAUUACAGGGAUAUGAGUCAGGUUCAGAAGAAGAAGGAGAAAUACAUGAGAAGGCAAGAAAUGGGAAUAGAUCAACUGCUAGGUCAUCAAACACUAAGGGGAAACUUGAACUUGUUGACAAUAAAAAUAGUUCAAAGAAAAGAAGCAAAAGCAGAUCAAAAGAACGGACUAGACAUAGAUCUGAUAAAAAGAAAAGCAAGGGAAGUGUUGAAGGAAUUAAAGAAAAAACAACUAGAAGUAAGUCUAAAGAAAGAAAAAAGUCCAAAAGUCCAUCUAAAAGAAGCAAAUCUCAAGAUCAAGCAAGAAAAUCAAAAUCCCCAGCACUUAAAAGGCGAUCUCAGGAGAAAAUUGGAAAAGCCAAAUCCCCUCCCGAGGAUAAGAUUAAAGUAGAAGAUAAAAGCAAAUCAAAGGAUCGAAAGAAAUCCCCAAUUAUAAAUGAAAGCAAAAGUCGUGAUCGUGGAAAAAAAUCCAAAUCUCCAAUAGAACUAAGAAGCAAAUCCAAAGACAGAAGGUCACGAUCCAAAGAUAGGAAAUCCAAACGAUCUGAGACUGAUAAAGAAAAGAAGCCAAUUAAAUCUCCUUCUAAAGAUGCUUCUUCUGGGAAAGAAAAUCGAUCCCCAAGUAGAAGACCAGGUCGUAGUCCUAAAGGAAAAAGUUUAUCUCCCAAACAGCGUGAUAAAUCGAGACGAAGUAGGUCUCCACUACUUAAUGAUCGGCGAUCCAAGCAAAGUAAAUCACCGUCUCGGACUUUGUCUCCUGGUAGAAGAGCAAAGAGUCGAUCAGUGGAAAGAAAACGAAGAGAACCAGAAAGGAGAAGGCUUUCUUCUCCAAGAACACGUCCUAGAGAUGAUAUUCUUAGCAGACGUGAGAGAUCAAAAGAUGUCAGCCCUAUUAGCAGAUGGUCUCCAACUAGAAGAAGAUCAAGUAGGUCUCCUAUCCGUAGGAGAUCUCGUUCACCACUCAGGCGAAGUAGAACUCCAAGAAGGAGAAGCAGGUCUCCAAGAAGGAGAGAUAGAGGUAGGCGGAGUAGAUCUCGACUUCGACGGAGGUCUCGAUCCCGUGGUGGUCGUAGGCGCAGAAGCAGAAGCAAAGUAAAGGAAGAUAAAUUUAAAGGAAGCCUUUCUGAAGGAAUGAAAGUUGAACAGGAAUCAUCAUCUGAUGAUAACCUAGAAGACUUUGAUGUUGAAGAGGAAGAUGAAGAAGCCCUAAUAGAGCAGAGAAGAAUCCAAAGGCAAGCGAUUGUUCAGAAGUACAAAUACCUUGCUGAGGAUAGCAAUAUGUCUAUGCCAUCUGAGCCAAGCAGCCCUCAGAGUAGCACUCGAACACGUUCACCCUCCCCUGAUGAUAUUUUGGAACGGGUUGCUGCUGAUGUUAAAGAAUAUGAAAGAGAAAAUGUUGAUACAUUUGAGGCUUCAGUAAAAGCCAAACAUAAUCUUAUGACAGUUGAACAAAAUAAUGGUUCAACUCAGAAGAAGCUGUUGGCUCCUGACAUGUUCACUGAAUCGGAUGAUAUGUUUGCUGCAUAUUUUGAUAGCGCUCGUCUUCGGGCUGCUGGCAUUGGAAAAGAUUUCAAAGAGAAUCCCAACCUCAGGGAUAAUUGGACUGAUGCCGAAGGCUAUUAUCGUGUUAAUAUAGGUGAAGUCCUAGAUAAACGUUACAAUGUGUAUGGCUACACAGGCCAAGGUGUCUUUAGUAAUGUAGUAAGAGCCAGAGAUAUGGCAAGAGCAAACCAGGAAGUGGCAGUGAAAAUCAUCAGAAACAAUGAGCUUAUGCAAAAAACGGGUUUAAAAGAACUGGAAUUUUUGAAGAAACUUAAUGAUGCUGAUCCCGAUGACAAAUUUCAUUGUCUACGGCUCUUCCGACAUUUUUACCAUAAACAACAUCUCUGCCUUGUAUUUGAGCCUCUAAGUAUGAAUUUACGGGAGGUUUUGAAAAAGUAUGGAAAGGACGUUGGUCUUCAUAUUAAGGCUGUAAGAUCCUAUAGUCAGCAGUUAUUCUUGGCAUUAAAGCUUCUUAAAAGGUGCAAUAUCCUACAUGCUGAUAUCAAGCCAGACAAUAUCCUGGUUAAUGAAUCGAAAACUAUUCUAAAGCUUUGUGAUUUUGGAUCGGCUUCACAUGUUGCAGAUAAUGACAUUACACCCUAUCUCGUCAGUAGAUUUUAUCGGGCUCCUGAAAUUAUUAUAGGAAAAAGCUAUGACUAUGGUAUAGAUAUGUGGUCUGUAGGCUGCACACUAUAUGAACUUUAUACUGGAAAAAUAUUAUUUCCUGGUAAAACCAAUAAUCAUAUGUUGAAACUUGCUAUGGAUCUCAAAGGAAAAAUGCCAAAUAAGAUGAUAAGAAAAGGUGUGUUCAAAGAUCAACACUUUGAUCAAAAUCUCAACUUCAUGUAUAUAGAAGUAGAUAAAGUAACAGAAAGGGAGAAAGUUACUGUCAUGAGCACCAUUAAUCCUACCAAGGACCUCUUGGCUGAUUUGAUUGGGUGCCAGCGACUUCCUGAAGACCAACGUAAAAAAGUGCACCAGCUAAAGGACUUGUUGGACCAGAUCUUAAUGUUGGACCCAGCUAAACGAAUUAGCAUCAACCAGGCUCUACAGCAUGCCUUCAUCCAGGAAAAAAUUUAAAUGAGAUGAAGAAGCUCAAAGGGUUUGAGUAAUUAAAAUACAAAGACUGAAGAAAUUUCACAGCAGUUUAUUAAUGUAUAUAAACUUAUAAAUAUUUCCCCCGCAAAUUGAGGAAGCAUGAUAUAUUUGAAUUAACACCAAGGCUGAUAUUUCUUUUAGAAAUGUUAGAGUAAAUCUGUUUGUGUCUUAUGUGAAAAUUUUCACUGUAGAACUGUUUUAAUUGCUGAGACUGCACACAAGUACAGUGCUAAUGUAAAUGGUUGCAGUUCACAUCAAAAAGAAAAAAAAUCUGUUAUAAAAUGAACAGUAAUACUGGGUGGAUGAUUGGUUUUUUAGCAGACUUGGCUUCAUUUUUGUCUUUAAAAAAAAAAAAAAAAAGGCCAGCAUAAAUGCUGUUUAUAUUCACGUUUUCCUAGGUGUGUGUGUGCAGGCCACAGCAGCAUGCCCUUGGUGUAGUCAGUGCCGAAAGGGGUCUGUUCCUUCUUGAGCCUGCCUGCAGGGAUGGUCUCCUCUUUUAAAGCAGGUUGUGUACAACUUUCAGUACACUGAAGGCAUAAACCUUCCACUCUUGAACAAAGCAGCUGCUUUUUAAAAGCGGUAAUUGCUUCUUUACCUUUUAUUUCUUUUGUAAAUGAAGCUUUUCUUUAAGAUAUGUGACUUUAAAGUGUUGUCUAUUACAUAAAACAGUUGACACUCACUUAUUGUAAAGUGAAGAUUGUUCUGCUGCAUGUAAAGUGGACCAUGCAGAUUUCUGUAUGUUUUCAGUAUGCAUCAUUAGAUAAUAAAGUCUUUUGUGAACAAGG